Molecule: messenger RNA, 930 nt
Organism: Hippopotamus amphibius kiboko
Lineage: Eukaryota; Metazoa; Chordata; Mammalia; Artiodactyla; Hippopotamidae
Gene: LUZP4
Product: leucine zipper protein 4
Source: RefSeq, a predicted model, not a curated record
AUGGGUUUGGUUUCGAAACUAACGUUUUCUGGAAAGGUGCUCACAGAUCCCAAGAGUAUAGACAAGAUGGAAUUUGUAGAUAUGUCUCUAGAUGACAUUAUAAUCCUUAGAAAGAUAAAAUAUAGAAAAAAUAACUCAUUUUCAAGACAGCAAUCAAAUGCUUGUAAGGAUCGCCACCAGGAAAGAGGACGCUCAAGAUUCAGAAACAUUGUUGAAGAAAGGAAUGAUAAAAAACCAAACCAAGAACCUUUUGGAUCCAAGUCUGGACAAAGCCCUUUAAACAGGCAACCUUUAAUGAAUCUGAAGUGCAAUGAAAAUUCUAAAGCCCAAGCAGAGAUGAAUCAAGGCCAAUCAGAGGGGAACCAAUAUCAAUCAGAAGGAUCUCAAGGCCAAUCAAAAGAAAAUCGACACUCUUCAGAGAGAUCUCGAAGCCAAUCAGCGAGAUCUCGAGGCCAAUCAGAGAGAUCUCGUGGCCAAGCAGAGAGAUCUCAUGGCCACAUGAGAAGAUCUCAUGGCCCAUCAAAGAGAAGUCAUGGUCACUCAGAGAGAUCUCGUGGCCAAUUAGAGAGAUCUUGUCGCUAUAGAGAAAGAUCUCAUGGCCAGUCAGAGAGAUGGCGUGGCCAAUUAAGAGAUCUUGUAGCUAUACAGAAAGAUCUCAUGGCCAGUCAGAGAGAUCGCGUGACCGCUCUGAGAGAUUCCGUGACCGCUCUGAGAGAUUCCGUGACUGCUCUGAGAGAUUCCAUGGUCACUCAGAGAGAUUUCGUGACCGUUCAGAGAGAGAUGAUGUCAUGUCAGAUAGAUCUCGUAGCCAAAUGGGGAGAUAUCAUGGUCAAUCAAAGAGAUCUCAUGACCUAUCAGGGAGAUAUCAAAGAAACUCACCAGAAGAAACUGAGUCUGAACUUGACAGGUAAAAACAUAAUGAAUACUUAA